AUGCAUAGUGGAGCUCGGGCCCGGCGGAUUGACUUAGAAACAAAAUUAAUUGAUGUAUUAAGAAUAUUUCAGAAAUUAAGAAUAUCAGCAUUACCUGUUGUCGAUAAAUCAAAAUGUUUAAAAGAUGUUUAUUCUAAAUUUGAUGUUAUGCAUUUAGCAGCUACACGUACUUAUACAAAUCUCGAUGUUGCAUUAGAAUAUGCACUGGAUGCAAUUCAUGAUAAAGAAACAAGACAAUUAGCAACAUGUAAAAAAUGUGAACAAUUAUUUGAAAUUAUGGAUAAAUUUGUUACUAGAGAAGUUCAUCGUCUAAUAGUGGUUGAUAAUGACUAUCGUAUUGUGGGAGUACUUUCUAUGUCUGAUUUAAUGAAAUUUCUUGUUACUACAUUUGAAUCUUUAAGUCGCUCAAAUUCUACGCAUUCAAAUUCGUUUUCGUAUUUAAUCGGCGAACCGAUGGACACACAAAUGUGA
This is a messenger RNA of Didymodactylos carnosus, 471 nucleotides long. The record is from the annotation of a GenBank genome assembly. Lineage: Eukaryota; Metazoa; Rotifera; Eurotatoria; Philodinida; Philodinidae.